AUGGUUCCGCCGAGGCUUCUGGUUGCCAACAGGGGAGAAAUUGCCGUCCGCGUCCUCUCGUCAGCAAGAGAAUUGGGCCUUCAUACCAUCGCCGUAUCAACAGCCGACGAUAAUGCGCACGCGUCUUAUGCCCACGAGUCGAUCCAGCUUCCCUCCGUCUCAUCGUACACGGAUGUGGGCCUCCUGGUGUCGCUCUGCAAGGAGCAUCGCAUCGACCUCGUGCAUCCUGGCUACGGCUUCCUGUCGGAGUCGGCCGAGUUCUGCAAGCAGCUUCUUGCCGCUCGUGUCACUUUCAUAGGGCCUGGUCCGCAGAUCCUGCGACAGACUGGCGACAAGCUCAGCGCGAGGAGAUUGGCCGAGGAGCACGGCGUGCCUGUCCUCCCUGCACUUGGUGAGCCGGUGAAGGACAUAGAGGAUUCAAGGAGAUUUGCGCACGAGGUCGGGUUCCCUCUGAUGCUAAAGGCAGUGGACGGAGGAGGAGGCCGCGGCAUACGUCUUGUUCGGAGUGAGAAAGACCUCGAGGCCAGCUUUCGCAGGGCGUCCAACGAGAGCCCCAGCAACCAAGUCUUUGCGGAGAAGGCAGCCAUUGACGGCUUCAGACACGUCGAGGUUCAGAUCAUUGGUGACGGGAGGGGGGAUGUCCGGCAUUUCUGGGAGCGCGAGUGCUCGAUCCAGAGAAGAUUCCAAAAAGUCAUUGAAAAGGCGCCGUCCUCGGUGGAGAAUCGUCUCUUGAUCACUGCUGUUAUCGAUUCUGCGCUGCGGAUGGCACAGGCGAUCAAAUACUCGUCGCUUGGGACGUGGGAGUUUCUUGUAUCGCCCGCGAGCUCAACAUAUUUUUUCAUGGAGAUCAAUCCUCGGCUUCAGGUGGAGCAUACCAUCACAGAAGCCAUCUCUGGUAUCGACUUGGUCCGAUCUCAGAUACUCAUUGCUCUGGGGAAGAGUUUUGUCGAUAUCGGAAUCGACACGAUGGGUUCUAAGGACGCAAGCAGGCCGCCGCCUCCUGCUUCUACAGCCAUACAGCUAAGAGUCACAGCAGAAGAUCCUCGUCGAGAUUUUGCGGCCUCGAUUGGGCGGAUCAAAAAUGCACUCUUCCCUGGGGGAAAUGGGAUCCGAGUGGACAGCCACCUUCGCCCCGGCUUGGUGGUAUCGGCAGACUUUGACUCGCUUGUCGCCAAGGUGAUAGUGACUGCCAUGGACUGGACUGCUGCGGUGAACAAGGCACAGAGGGCACUGCAAGAUGUGGCUAUUGACGGGAUUGCCACUAAUAUUGACCUGUUGCAGAGGAUUAUCCACACAGAUGACUUUCACCGUGCAAGCUUUGACACACAAUGGCUUGAACAACAUCUAGAGAAUCUUCUACGAGAGGAUCAGAGCAUUUCAAGACAUGCCAAUACGUCCGCUUUCAGGGAGAAUACCCAAGUGGAGAGGUCAAUAACCAAAACAUCCUCGGCAGCCUCAGACCAACUUGUUAGGAAAGGAGACCACUUCGAUAUACAGAUAGAAGGGGAAGGCCUGCCUACAAUUUUCCGCAACAACGCCACGGUUUCCAGCAUCACCAGGAACGACUUUCCCAAUUCUCUGGCCCUAAGCCUCUCUACAGGGAAUAAUAAUCCCGACAGUCCGAAGACAGCAACCUACAACCUCAAAAUGUCUAAGCGGACAGAUGCACAGCAUAGUCUGAAGAUCAGUCAGCGCGGGGACAUGUCGAACACCCCCGCAGACGCCUCCUCGGUGUUGCUAUGCCCGGUGUCUGGUCAGCUGAUUGAAGUCUUGGUCGACGAGGGCGAUAUUGUCAGCGAGGGGGACGCUAUCAUCGUCGUACGUCAGAUGAAGAUGGAGCUGGAGAUUCGCGCCCACCGAUCGGGGGCGGUGAGGGGGCUCUUUCAGAGUCAAGAGGGGGAUCACUGGGAACCCGGCACAUGA
Cryphonectria parasitica EP155 is the source of this 1923-nucleotide messenger RNA. RefSeq lists its product as uncharacterized. Lineage: Eukaryota; Fungi; Ascomycota; Sordariomycetes; Diaporthales; Cryphonectriaceae. The record is from RefSeq and is a predicted model, not a curated record. Bases 1 to 1923 code for a protein of 640 amino acids. Gene Ontology annotation, molecular function: metal ion binding; ATP binding. The transcript is spliced from 3 exons.